AUGUCAACAGAACCAGAAAAAAAUACACCAGAAACAGAAAUAAAAUUCAGUAAAGAACAAGCAGUAGUUCAAACAACAGCAUCAGCCCAAAGUGAAGAAAAAGUUGAAGCAAAAGAUAGCAAUGUUUCUUUGUAUGUGUUAGAGAUUGGUGCUCAAGCAAUUAAAGUUUACGGAGAGGUAAAAGAUAUUGUUAAUGAAACAGGAGGAAAAAUAAAUAUUGUUAAUGCUAAGCAAAUGAUUGACCAAAAAAAACCAAUUUUGGAAAAUAUUCCUGGAACCGAGGUUGAAAAAUAUAAAAAACGAUUAGAAGAAAAAGGAGCUAAAGUUGAAUGUCGGGAACCAGAAACUGUUGUUGAAGACUCAAAAGGAAAAAAAAAAGUUAGACCCCAAAGUGAAGAAGAAGCUCGGUUUGCUUGUAAAAGAAAAAAAAUAUCUCCUUCGGAAUUAAAUUCCUUACUAACCCAAACUAAAAAACAAUUACAACCAUUAAAAAAAUUAUCAGAACAAGACCAACAAAAAAAAAAAGGUUUGAUAGAAAAAUUAGUCACUAAAAUUGAAUCCCUACAACAAGCACAAGAAGAAGACAGUUUAGCAGUUAGUUUUCAUUAUGAACAAAACCAAAAAGCAGACUUCUGUCACUUACCAAAAAUGACUUCACGAGGAGAUUUCAUUAUUAAUGGUCAUCAUAAAGUAGUAGUUUUUCAAUCGGUGCGGGCUCCAGCAGUUUAUUAUUACUUUGGAGAAGAAGAAAACAAUGCUAAAAAACCGCUGGCUAUUGAACUAAAAUUCCUUAAUUCAGGACUAGUGUUCGAUUUCCUAAAUGUCUUAAAGACCUUUGCGAUUUCCCCGGAACUUCUGAAAACUUUGUUUGACAAAGAGAGUUUAAAUACCGACGAUUAUCAAGAGGCCGAAGAAUUAGAAAUCGGAACUGGCACAACCAGUUUGCCACGGUUUUUAUUUACUACCAGCAAGGGCAAUUCUUACUUUAAACUGGGAAAACUAGGACGAAGAAAAUAUAACCAAAAAAUAGAACUCAUUCAACAAUUAAAGGGUCAAACCUUAGCUGAAGACUU
Messenger RNA from Diversispora eburnea, 1073 nucleotides. The record is from the annotation of a GenBank genome assembly. Lineage: Eukaryota; Fungi; Glomeromycota; Glomeromycetes; Diversisporales; Diversisporaceae.